GUUUAUACGUGAGGUUAUCGUGUCCUUGCACGUGUUUCUAGCGCAUUCUGUGCGCCGGUGAGGAAAGAAGAAGAAGAAGGAGCGGAAGAUCAGAUCAGAUCAGAUCAGAUUAGAAUAGAAGAAACGCAGCCAUGCUGAAGUCCUUAACACGCGCUGUUAGCAUCGCGGCUCGCCUUACGAACAAGGCCACUACGAGUGCGUCUGUAAGCCACGCCGCCGAGCCGCUCGUCAGAUCCGCGCUCUGCGCUCCGACCUCGGCCACAAUCCGGCCGUUCACGCGCUCGAUAUGGAUGAUGUGCGGCAAGAACGACAACAGACUGCUCACUACCAAGCACACUGUCCCGUCCUGCGGCUGUGGAGGCCUUCACACAGAAGGUGACAAAGCGUUUGUAGAAUUUCUCUCCGAAGAAAUCAAAGAGGAGAAGAAGAUCCAGAAAAGCAAGGCGCUCCCCAAGAUGUCCGGAGGAUGGGAGCUCGAGCUGAACGGCACAGAAGCAAAGCUUACCCGCUCCAUCUCCGGAGAGAAAGUGACCGUCACAUUCAACGUUAACAACAGCAUUCCCCCGAACAUGGAGGAAGAACCAGAGCAGGGUCAGAAAGCUGAGGAGAACGAGCCUGAUGUCGUCUCCACACCUAACUUUGUCAUUGAGUUGACUAAACAGGGGGCGAAGAACUCCCUGGUGUUCGAUUGCCAUUUUCCAGAGGAUGAGAUCAGCCACGGUGAAGGAGAGGAGGAGAGCGAUAUCUUCACUAUCCGUGAAGUCAGUUUCCAGCCUGAAGGAGAGGAGGACUGGAAGGAGACAAGCUACACCCUUAACACAGACUCUCUGGACUGGGCGCUUUAUGACCAUUUAAUGGACUUCUUGGCUGAUCGUGGUGUUGACAACACAUUUGCAGAUGAGCUGAUCGAGUUGAGCACAGCCCUGGAGCAUCAGGAGUACAUCAAGUUCCUGGAAGACCUCAACGGUUUUAUCAAAUGCCAAUGAUCACAAUGUGUGCAGUCUUUCCCUGUCCAACUACUAGGAAUUACCAAUACACAGAAACAGUAAAGACCCGAUACAAAUCUUUUAUACUUUAUUUUGUACGUUGAAAUAAAUUAAGUGUGUAGUAUAUGGUCUUGAAUGUAAACGGUGAGCUGUUAAUUUAUGGGACUUGGUGUAUUGAAGCAAAGUUGGAAACAUUUAGUCCAGAACUGGGCUGAAUAUUGUGGCAGGGAUACAUUUGAGAAUUAUCUUCGCAAGAGAAUAAUCGUGCAAAGGUCGAGAGUGUCCUAAUGAUCUGGAAGUGUUAAAGGAAACAUCUCUUUAUUCGAUCUACAACCUUCAAUCGAUGGUGUCCUCAAAAUAAAUGUUUCAUAAAUCAAA
Molecule: messenger RNA, 1364 nt
Organism: Hemibagrus wyckioides
Lineage: Eukaryota; Metazoa; Chordata; Actinopteri; Siluriformes; Bagridae
Gene: c1qbp
Product: complement component 1, q subcomponent binding protein
Exons: 6
Coding region: 132-986 (284 amino acids)
Biological process (GO): cytosolic ribosome assembly
Cellular component (GO): mitochondrial matrix
Source: RefSeq, a predicted model, not a curated record